Zingiber officinale is the source of this 2589-nucleotide messenger RNA. Its product is annotated as ankyrin repeat-containing protein At5g02620-like. Gene Ontology annotation, molecular function: protein phosphatase regulator activity; protein phosphatase 1 binding. Gene Ontology annotation, cellular component: plasma membrane. The transcript has 3 exons. The record is from RefSeq and is a predicted model, not a curated record. Bases 551 to 2245 code for a protein of 564 amino acids. NCBI's taxonomy places the organism in Eukaryota, Viridiplantae, Streptophyta, Magnoliopsida, Zingiberales, Zingiberaceae.
CUCUAGCAGAGUGUGGGCACGGACACCAACCAAACCAUCAUUGCGCUCGAAGCAAUGUUUUGCGCAUUUAGCACAAGGGCGAAUAGAUUGGUGGUCGACCACCUCGGUGUUUCUCUAGCCGUGGAAGGUUCACUCUCUGGGAACGCGGAGGCGGAAAAAGGAAGAAAGAAGGGGUUUUGAUUCUCCUCUGCAGCGAACAUCUGAUGCGUGAAGUUUCCGAUCGCGAUGAGGGGAUCCUGCGAUUCUUCUGCUAGAAAUCCAUGAAAGGUGUUGGUUGUUGUUCUGGUUUUAAAUGUAAAGAUAUCUCCUUUAUCUGAAAACAAGUGAAGCCUGGUGGUUUCUGGAAAGUUUGGGAGGUUUUUGGUAUUGUGAUUGUCUGAUUGUCUAUCUGGAACAAAAAGAGGAAUUUGGUUUGAUUUGGGGCUUCUACUGUGGUGACUUAGGGUUUGCCCUUUGGUGAUUGCGAGAAGAGUUGACUGGAUUCUGUUCUGAUGAGAUAGGAGGAGGACGGAAUUCUUUCUUUUUUUUGUUAUGUGAUUUAGCUUUGGAAAUGGAGAAACAAUCAAAGAUCGGAGCACUGGAGAAACUGCAGAGCUUGCGGAGCUUUCGCAUGGAUAAGCAAAAGAGCUUUCGGUUGGGAGAUAGACAACAAAGCUUCAAAGAAAGGAAGAGCAAGGAAAGCCCCGGCAAGCGAGGGGAUCUGGAGCUCCAUCUCGCUGCCAGGGCUGGCAACGCAUUGCAUGUGCAAAAGAUACUGGCUGAGUGCGGUGAGGAGCAGUUGAAGAAGUUGAUCAACAAGCAGAACCAGGAUGGAGAGAUACCGUUAUAUGUCGCGGCAGAAAGGGGUCACGUGGAGGUUGUUAGGGAGAUAUUGAAGGUCUCAGACAUUCAAUCAGCUGGCAUCAAGGCCAAGAACCACUAUGAUUCAUUUCAUAUUGCUGCUAAGCAUGGGCAUCUUGAAGUUUUGAGGGAUCUCUUGCAAUCUUUCCCUGCUCUUGCUAUGACAACAAAUUCACUAAAUUCCACAGCCUUGGACACUGCUGCAACUCAAGGACAUGUUGACAUUGUUAAUCUGCUGCUAGAGACCGACGCAAGCCUUGCUAAGAUAGCGAGGAAUAAUGGGAAAACAACUUUACAUUCAGCAGCAAGAAUGGGACAUGUCGAUGUGGUGAAGGCCAUUCUAGAAAAAGACCCAACUAUGGGUUUGAGGACUGAUAAGAAGGGGCAGACAGCAUUUCACAUGGCUGUGAAGGGCCAAAAUGUUGAAAUGUUAAUGGCGUUGCUGGAGCCUGAUAAAUCAAUAGUCAAUUUGGAAGAUAGCAAGGGAAAUAGACCUUUGCACAUUGCUACAAGGAAGGGCUACCCAAAGAUUGUUGGAACCUUGUUACAAGUUGAGGGAAUUGAAGUAAAUGCAGUGAACAAAGCAGGUGAAACUGCCCUCAGCAUUGCUGAAAAAUUGGCAAAUGAAGAUAUCGCGGCCGAUAUUGCUGCCAUUCUGAGAGAAUUUGGUGCAGUCAUCGCAAAAGAACCAGCAAAUACAGCAACUGCUGCGAAGCAACUGAAGCAAACAGUCAGUGACAUAAAACACGACGUUCAAUCUCAACUCAAACAAACACGUCAAACAGAAAAGAAGGUGCAGAAGAUCAAAAAGAGGCUUAAGAAGCUCCACCUGGGAGGCCUCAAUAACGCCAUCAAUUCCAACACUGUGGUUGCUGUCCUCAUUGCCACUGUGGCCUUCGCAGCCAUAUUCCAAUUGCCAGGCUCCUUUGUUUCAGAUGCUGAAGAGGGGUUUACUCCUGGACAAGCCUACAUAGCGGACAAUGCAGCAUUCAUCAUAUUUUUGAUCUUCGAUUCUUUGGCUUUGUUCAUCUCACUGGCUGUGGUAGUUGUCCAGACUUCCUUGAUUGUCGUCGAGCAGAAUGCAAAGAUGACGAUGGUUUUCGUGAUGAACAAAUUGAUGUGGCUGGCUUGCCUCUUCAUAUCAGUGGCCUUCAUCUCUCUUACAUAUGUAGUUGUGGGAAAGCAUGAUUCGUGGUUGGCAUGGUCAACCAUGGCGAUUGGUGCUACGAUUAUGCUAACCACCCUGGGCUCAAUGAUCUACUUUGUAAUCAUUCACAGGAUCGAAGAGAAGAACAUGAGAAACAUAAGAAGGAACCCUACGAGUAGAUCUCACUCCUUGUCUAUGUCAGUUGGCUCCGACUCAGAGUUACUGAAUAGUGAAUUCAAGAAGAUGUAUGCUCUUUAGGAUGGAUAUAUAUAUCAUCCUAUAUUUCGAUGCCCCCACUCGAAGAAUUACCAAAAGUCCUGACUAAGCUUUUAUAUAUACGGCACAGGCACAGCUCUUCCAAGGGAACUUGUCAGUAGCAUUUCACCAUUGUGAAAGAGUUACCUGCAGUCACCAUUGUGAACUGAUGCAUGCUCAUCUUAUAUAUUCUUCCUCAUGUCGAAUUUACACUAUAUCGCAAACUUGUUAAGAUAGAUAAUUUGCAGGUAACUUGUAUCUACCUUGCAGAUAUUCCCCAUUUCUGAAAGAGGAUGAAAAUUGGAGAUGUGUGUCUUGUCUAAGACACUAGAAUCUCUCAAAGUUCA